Anopheles cruzii is the source of this 1299-nucleotide messenger RNA. RefSeq lists its product as uncharacterized. The coding region runs from base 1 to 1299 and encodes 432 amino acids. Lineage: Eukaryota; Metazoa; Arthropoda; Insecta; Diptera; Culicidae. Gene Ontology annotation, molecular function: metal ion binding; single-stranded DNA endonuclease activity; RNA endonuclease activity. Gene Ontology annotation, biological process: apoptotic DNA fragmentation. The record is from RefSeq and is a predicted model, not a curated record. Gene Ontology annotation, cellular component: nucleus; mitochondrial inner membrane. The transcript is spliced from 2 exons.
AUGCUGCUAACGUACGUGCUGGUGCUGAUGCUAGGCCGGGGUGUUCUGGCACGUGUCUACAUUGAGGACACUACCGACGAUACGAAAAGAGUAUCGUCAAGUAGUGAAAAAGUUGACCCAUUAGACCCAGAUAUUGAUCCAGCCUGCAGCAUAUCGUUGCAGCGCGAUCUGUCGAUCAUGCAACCGCUGCUGCUUGAACCGGGCAGUGAACGAUUUGUUUGGCCGCGGCUCAACGGUACCACGGUUGAGCUGGACGCCGGCCAGGAGUUGGAACUGUUCUGUUCCCAUGGCUUCCGGAAGGGAUCACCCGGUGGCCAAUCGAAAACGGCGAUCAUCAGCUGUGCCGGUGAUGAUGGGUUUACGUUCGAGGCGGAGCGUUACAACAUCUCUCAGUUCGCGUGUCAAAGGCCCGUGUUCCACGCGGCGGAACGUACCGGUGGCAAGUGCUUCGCUAACGGCACUACCGUGCGGAUCGGGUUCGAGCUCCCCGGCGGACGGUUUGCGCAGCUGUACGAGGUGUGCUUCGACGAGGAGACGCUUCGAACGCACUACGUCAAACAUCGGUUGACACCGCAUAACGGCCACCAUCAGCGGGCCGUCAAGAGACCCGGGUUCUUGCAGGGCAACUUCUAUGACGACCUCAAGAUGGGCUCCGUUUACUCGUUCGCCACACAACGGGCCACCAUCGAGCGCAUCCUGGGUAGCGCGGGGCGGGCCGAUGCUGUGCUGGACAGCAAACGCGGUCUGUUCUUUGCCCGCGGUCAUCUGGCGGCCAAAUCGGACUUUAUCUACGGGGCGCACCAGCGUGCCAGCUUCUGGCUGCUGAACGUGGCUCCCCAGUGGCAGCGAUUCAAUGGCUUCAACUGGCAGCGCAUCGAGACGAGCGUUAAAGCGCACGUGGCCGAAAGGGGACUCUGGCUGACGGUGUACACCGGGACGUACGGUGUGCUCGAGCUGCCGGACGCAAAUGGUGACGGACAGGCAGUUUACCUUGACUUCGAUCCGGAGCGGGAUCCGGCGGGACGCGUUCCGGUCCCGAAGCUCUUCUACAAGGUACUGAUCGACGAACGGGCCCGGGCGGGGAUUGCUUUGAUCGGGAUAAACAAUCCGCACGCCACGGAAGAUGAGAUCGCCGAGCAGUACGUGGUGUGCCGGGAUGUGAGCGAGCGGAUUGCGUGGCUGCGCUGGAAGCGACACUCGAUCCCGGAUGGGUAUGCGUACGCGUGCGAUGUGAACGAGUUCAACGAUGUUACUGGCCACCUGCGGCUAGCGGAACCGAUCCGCAAGCUACUAGUGUAA